AUGGAUCCUUAUUCUUCGCAGAACUACUACCAACAGUACCAGCAGCAAUCCACGGACAUCAAUCCGUACCACCAGCCAUAUCAAGGGCCCAUGUACUCCGUCCCUGGGUCGUCGUCAUCCGCUCACCAUGCCCCUGUGCCAGCCAAUGCCUACGAGUACGAUGUCGGAAUAUUGGCUCAGCAGAGUGUCUAUGUUCCGGGGGCGAUGAUCGAUAAGCGCGGCGGAGCCGGUGGUAAGCUUGCCAAGGGAGGCAAGCGUACGACAGUCCUUCGCAAAGGCGGAGGAAAGGUUUGGGAAGACCAGACGCUGCUGGAAUGGGAUUCGUCUUGGUUCCGUCUCUUCGUUGGUGACCUGAGCAACGACGUGUCCGACGAUGUGUUGUCGAAUGCCUUCAGCCAGUAUACGUCCUUCACGAAGGCGAGAGUCAUACGAGAUCGCUUGAGUGGCAAGGCAAAGUUUGGCUUUGUGGCGUUCUCGGACCCGGAAGAUUUCUUGAAAGCAUGGAAGGAAAUGGACGGCAAGUACGUUGGUAACAGGCCUGUGAAACUGAAGAAGGCAGACAACAGCGUCAACCCGGUUGAGAUCGGUCACCGCAAGGCCAGGCAACUGGAGAAGGAGCUGAAGCAGAACAGGCACAAACCCUACUAA
Molecule: messenger RNA, 648 nt
Organism: Rhodofomes roseus
Lineage: Eukaryota; Fungi; Basidiomycota; Agaricomycetes; Polyporales; Fomitopsidaceae
Product: RNA-binding domain-containing protein
Exons: 4
Coding region: 1-648 (215 amino acids)
Molecular function (GO): mRNA binding
Source: RefSeq, a predicted model, not a curated record